Anopheles arabiensis is the source of this 511-nucleotide messenger RNA. Its product is annotated as histone H2A. Gene Ontology annotation, cellular component: nucleosome. The transcript has a single exon. Lineage: Eukaryota; Metazoa; Arthropoda; Insecta; Diptera; Culicidae. The record is from RefSeq and is a predicted model, not a curated record. The coding region runs from base 90 to 464 and encodes 124 amino acids. Gene Ontology annotation, molecular function: DNA binding; protein heterodimerization activity; structural constituent of chromatin.
AAAAUUGUUCUAUUAUAAAAAGACCCUUCUCAAGGAGAACAUCGUGUUGUUCGUGAUCCCUUACAAACGUACCCCAAUCAAAUCUAACCAUGUCUGGCCGUGGAAAGGGAGGAAAGGUAAAGGGAAAGGCAAAGUCCCGUUCCAACCGUGCCGGUCUUCAGUUCCCCGUUGGCCGUAUUCAUCGUCUCCUGCGCAAGGGUAACUAUGCCGAGCGCGUCGGUGCCGGAGCACCCGUGUAUCUGGCAGCCGUCAUGGAAUACUUGGCCGCUGAAGUGCUUGAGUUGGCCGGAAACGCUGCUCGUGACAACAAGAAGACGCGCAUCAUCCCGCGUCAUCUGCAGCUGGCCAUCCGCAACGACGAGGAGUUGAACAAGCUGCUGUCCGGAGUAACCAUCGCUCAGGGUGGUGUGCUGCCCAACAUUCAGGCCGUGCUGCUGCCCAAGAAGACCGAAAAGAAGGCUUAAACGGUGUGACAAAGCUUCCUUCAUCUCAAACCCAAAACCGUCCUUUU